AUGACUUUACAAACCAGAAAGAUAGUGGGGGCUCCCGAACCAAUCAUCCCGAAGGACAAAGACGAGAGCACCAUUGAUAAAGAAAUCGAGAAGGAAAAUGUGAAGAAAAAUAAGGUAAUUGAUGAAACUGUCACUAAAUUAAAUACUAAUCUUGCCUCUUUUCCAUCCAGGUUGGCAAAGCCGAAAAAUCCGAAAAAGAAGAAUGAGAUUUUGGAGAUUUUUCGAAAUUUCGAGCUCAAUAUACCCCUAUACGCAAUCCACCAAAUUCAAAAGUACGCAAAGUUCUUAAAGGAGUUAUGUACCAAUAAGCGGAAGUUGAAGGGCGACGGAAGUAUCAUUGCAAGUGAGAAUGUCUCGGCACUACUUCAAAGAAAGAUUCCACCAAAGUGCAGAGAUCCGGAUAUGUUCACUAUCCUAUGUAAAAUAGGACAAUUAAAAGUCAAACGUGCUAUGUUAGAUUUAGGCGCAGCAAUUAAUGUCAUGCCGAAAUCAAUAUAUAAUUGUUUGAAUCUUGCACUACUAAAGAAAAUUCAAGUUGCUAAUAGGACACAUGCAUAUCCUGAAGGUAUUAUAGACGAUGUCCUUGUCCAAGUUAAUGAUUUGAUUUUCCUAGUCGAUUUCUAUGUCUUAGAAAUGCAUGAUGAACAAUCACCCAACCCAUCACCACUACUCUCUGGGAGACCUUUUAUGUCUACGGCGGAUACUAAGAUUGAUGUUAAGCAUGAUGUUAUUGACUUUGAAGUGCAUGAUGCUUUUGAGGUAAGAGACAAGGAGGCGCUAGAAGUGAUUUCGCACAGAGUUUGA
This is a messenger RNA of Andrographis paniculata, 804 nucleotides long. RefSeq lists its product as uncharacterized. Bases 1 to 804 code for a protein of 267 amino acids. The transcript is spliced from 3 exons. The record is from RefSeq and is a predicted model, not a curated record. NCBI's taxonomy places the organism in Eukaryota, Viridiplantae, Streptophyta, Magnoliopsida, Lamiales, Acanthaceae.